AUGCCGCUAUCGUUGCUCGACUCAAAAGAGCAGCCCAGUCGACCGGUGGUGAGGCUGAAAGCCUCCACUGAGUAUCCGUUCUUGAAGCGAGUCUGCCUCGUAUGCAGCCGGCUGCGCAAGAUCGCUCUUCCUCAUCUGUUUCGCCAUGUACUGGUACUGCCGGGUCAGCUUGACAAUCUACUGGCGUUCACCUCGACCCAGAAGCUGGACACCCAUGUCACUACCGCUCACAUUUACCUCAACAGCCCGAGCUCUCACGAGCAGCCUCCCUGGUGGGCGAUUCUCCUCGACCAGCUCACAAAUCUAACCACUAUCACCGUCACCGCACCUCCACAUAUCUUUGCUGAGAUCACUCGAAUUCCUGUCAAGACCCAGGACGCAUGGGCUUUCAAGAUCGCCGAACAGUCCUUACAGCUCACUUGCGCGGCAAACUCCACCUAUGCACCUUACGAGGCUCAGGCAUCACCGUCAUUGCUGACUGCUCGCCCGUGGCACACACUCCACGUAAACGAGUCCUCCUCGCUGCGCGCGUAUACAACGUAUGAGUACUUCCUUCGCACCCCGCCCAGCCCCAUAUCUCCCUUCAGCAAACCGCUGAGUAGCCUCGAGACAAGAAGUGCCAUCAGGACUCUCCUGAGCACAAUCCGCCACUUCCACUUCACAGCCAUUUUCCCCUCCUUCAACCACAUCGGUACCAUCCUUGAGAUGGCUGAGGGCUCCAUGACCCGCCUCGACAGCCUGACAUUCCAGCUGCUGCCGAAACCGAACAGUACUAUUCUGGUUGAUGCGCUGGAAGAGACAGGCGGACACAUUGAUGUGAAUGACCCGUGGAAUGAGUUCGAGACAAGCCUGGCCCUCGUGGCAGUUUCUGCGUUAGGCAUGAGUAGGAGCAAUCUCACAAAGCUUACCAUGGAAGACGUCGCUAUGGAAGGCGUUCGCGACAUGAUCGAGAGAAUAGUGACCGAAAAGCUUGUGGAAGAACCAGAUCUCGGAUGGGCAUAUGAGGGCGUGGGUAGGUGGCGGCGACCGCAUGGGCAUACGACCAAGUGA
Molecule: messenger RNA, 1050 nt
Organism: Cyphellophora attinorum
Lineage: Eukaryota; Fungi; Ascomycota; Eurotiomycetes; Chaetothyriales; Cyphellophoraceae
Exons: 1
Coding region: 1-1050 (349 amino acids)
Source: RefSeq, a predicted model, not a curated record